UCUCGUCCUAGAGAUCUGUGGAUGCAGAACCGAAGGUCGGGAUCUUGUGCAUCAGAGCAGAGCUUCCUAGAGAUCUCAGCUCGGGUUGCGAGGGCUACGCGCGUUUGAGGGAUGUAUGGAGCGAGGCGGAGUCAUAAAGCUAUGCCUGAGGAGCGCUUUGGAGAAGUAUUUGUAUUUGAGCGAGGGGACGCGAGUCAGCAUAACAUAGAACUUAGUCUCCACAUCCUUUCGCUAUAUUUGUCAUUGUUUCUUGAGGAAGUGUAUAAGGAGAGCGAGGGUUGAACAUCAUGUGUCGCAGACGCCACCAGCAACAACAUCUCGACUACGGAUAUACCACUCAAUCUACAAACCAACAUCCUCGAAACUGCCACCGCUCUAGUAAACGAAACUACGAAUCCAUCCAACACUUCUCAGACAACUAUUACAGGCCCCUACCACCCCUCCCAAUCUCCAUCUCCACCUCCAACCCCCACCAAUCCCACCAACCUCGCCAUCCCCGCCGCUGUCGCCGAAAAGGUCCCUGUGCAUCAAUGGCUGCCCUCAUUAUCGCCGGUAUCGGCAUCGGCGCGACCAAGAUCCAAGAAAAGCGCGAGAAGAAGAAAGCUAAGAAAGCUGCGUUGGUGUGGGAAGAAGAGCAGAGUUUUGAGGAGGCGAGACGAGGGGUGUUGAAGGAUGCGAGGACAGUGAAGGAGGGGGAGAGGAGGAAGUGUGAAGAGGCUGGGUUGGAUGCACGGGGACAGAGGGAGGGAAGUGAGCCCCCGCCGCCGAGUUAUGAGGAUGCUGUUCAGGGUGUUAGGAAUUUGGGGGCUGGCAGGAGUGGCUAGGCGCGUUAAUGGAAAGAAGGGUGGGUUUUGGAUUUUAACACUUGGUGUUUAUGUUUGGGAACUUGGUAUUCACGACGUUCGCUUUUAGUGAUGAUGUUGCGUUGAGACGCUGGAAUGAUUUAUGAUUCAUAACUGUAAUUGCCGGUUAACAAAGCUUCUGCGCCACCAUUAUCGCUUUUCAUGGAACAUGACAGGGUAUUUUGCUGUAGAAACCAGAGUCUUGCUAACACCCUCAUUCCAGCAAGAGGCUUGACAGAAAGACUCUAUUCUGAUUAUGUUUCACGAUAUGCGACAAGGUGCUGACUUUAUCAGCAGCCUAAACGAUAUAUCCCCUCAAGAGUAAACUCUGAUAGAAUUAAG
This is a messenger RNA of Lindgomyces ingoldianus, 1184 nucleotides long. RefSeq lists its product as uncharacterized. The transcript has a single exon. The record is from RefSeq and is a predicted model, not a curated record. The coding region runs from base 288 to 824 and encodes 178 amino acids. NCBI's taxonomy places the organism in Eukaryota, Fungi, Ascomycota, Dothideomycetes, Pleosporales, Lindgomycetaceae.